CAUAAGGGGAUCGGAUCAGAGUGCGUCCGUUGGUAUCUAACGCUAAACUAAAGUCUAAAGAAAGGAGAUUUCUGAACAAAACAAAGGACAAAAAAAAGGAACAAUGGGAUCAAUGGCACUUCAGAAGCUAUUUAGCGCAGGGACUAAGAUCGUAGCUGUCGGAAGAAACUACGUUGCUCAUGCAAAAGAACUGGGCAACGCUGUCCCAAAAGAGCCUGUCUUGUUUCUCAAACCCACCUCCUCUUACUUGGGUGUUGGAGGAACAAUCGAAAUCCCACACCCUUUGGAGUCUCUGCAUCAUGAGGUGGAGCUCGCUGUUGUUAUUGGCAAGAAAGCUCGCGAUGUUCCCGAAGCCUCUGCCAUGGACUACGUUGCCGGUUAUGCUCUGGCACUGGAUAUGACUGCCAGGGAAAUUCAAACUUCUGCGAAGUCUGCAGGUCUUCCAUGGACAGUAGCUAAAGGGCAGGACACCUUCACACCAAUUGGUUCCGUUCUUCCCAAGGAAUCGGUGCCAGAUCCUGACAACUUAGAACUGUGGUUAAAGGUGGAUGGAGAAAUGCGACAGAAAGGCUCAACCAAGGAUAUGAUAUUUAAGAUCCCGUUUCUCAUUAGCCACAUAAGUUCAAUCAUGACACUUCUGGAAGGAGAUGUCAUUCUAACAGGUACUCCCCCAGGUGUUGGCCCUGUGAAAGCAGGUCAAAAGAUUACUGCUGGCAUAACUGACCUUGUGGAGGUUUACUUCAGUGUUGGAAAACGGCCAAAGCCAAAGAGUUCUUAAAUUUAGUCCCUCCAGACUUGGUGUGAGGGUGGACUCAAUUGUUAGAAUGGUCUCCGUUUGCAUGAAAACUUUUGCAAGUCCCAGCAGCUAUUAGUUAGUGUGGUUUCUGCUCAGAUGAAGGCUUUCCCCCCUCCUUUUUGGAGGUGUUAAAAGGAGGUGUUCACAGGGAAUUCCAUGUAAGAAACACUAAUUUUAUUCCAGUUUCAAAAGAACAAACAAGUUUAAAUGAAUAAAUGGUUAAGAGCUUUGUAACUUAGUUGGCACCUUUUGGUGUUUUCAACGGAGAUGUCGAGGGUUUAAAUCUCCACUUUCCCAUUUGUAACUAUCCAAUUAUAAAAUAA
Quercus lobata is the source of this 1119-nucleotide messenger RNA. RefSeq names its product probable acylpyruvase FAHD1, mitochondrial. Gene Ontology annotation, cellular component: mitochondrion. Gene Ontology annotation, molecular function: acetylpyruvate hydrolase activity. NCBI's taxonomy places the organism in Eukaryota, Viridiplantae, Streptophyta, Magnoliopsida, Fagales, Fagaceae. The coding region runs from base 104 to 778 and encodes 224 amino acids. The record is from RefSeq and is a predicted model, not a curated record. The transcript has 6 exons.